GAUGUCGCUAUAGGUAUAUCCAAAAAGUCAUGGCGGAUUUCUCAGUGGAUUUUUACCGAUUUGCAGUGGUAAUUUGUGGGUAGAAGUAUUAUUACCGGCGUAGAAAUAAUUUGAGCUCGUUCUGUUAGCAAAGUGGUAAAUCAGCGACACGCGUCACAUUGAAGCCAUUGGCCAAUUUCGCAAAUUACUCUGCUGAAACGUCGGACUUCGAUAGAUUGACUCGUCUCGGAUUUCGGGAGUCCCAGGUUGAAUAGAUUUUUGUACGUCGCUCCAUACUGUAAUUAAUUUACUACGCCUACGAUGACACAGUAGCCGGUGGGAGGCGUAGUCCGCCAUCGCAUAAAACGUUUCAAAUACAGAUAAGUGGAUAUAAUAAUGAACGAGGGAGCGCCGGUAAUGUAUCAUGCGAACGGGGGUUUCGGAGGCCCUGCGCCCGUAUAUAUGGUAACAAAUGGCGAGCGGCAGCGGCAGUUCGCCUUGGAGGCGCUGCAGGCCACGGCAGGGUCCGGCGGCCGGAGCGGAGGCUCUCCGGCGCACCAGCAGGGCACGCCGCGCCGCUGGCAGCCGCGCAGGGACCGCCCACAUAGCAACAAGACAGAAAACACAGCAUUUGGCUAUGAUUCUGAUGAUUCAAGUUUAUCCAGCAAUGCUUCGGGCUCAAACAAAUCUGGAGAGAAGGACGAGGGCACAUCGCGCAGUUCAGAGCGCGGCAACGCGGGCGCCGCCGGCGGACACGCGGGGAACUACUCGCGCGAGUGGCGCCCUCGCCAUCGCCACUCGCAGCCCGCCCGCCACCGCCGCCUGGCGCCCGACCGCUACAUCAGCUCCUACGCGUUCCAGGUCAAGUUCACCCCCGACGAUCUGCUCACAGGCUCAAAGUUCGACACACUGUCGCAGGAGAUGUGGGACAAGUUCAUCAAAUCGCAGCAGAGCGAGGAGACCUUCCGGAGGAAGAUGACGCUGUGGAGAUAUCUCUAUAUUAAUAUUAAGCGGAUAUUCCCCCGCUACUCGCUGUACGUGGUGGGGUCGACCAUGUCCGGCUUCGCGCUGGACUCGUCCGACAUGGACCUGUGUCUGUACGUGCGUCCGCUGGAGAAUGUGGAGCCGCGUGCGCACGCGCUGCUGCACCUCAACUACAUACUGAGCUACAUCCGGAGCUUUGAUCCCAACGCGGAGUUGAUCCAAGCCAAAGUGCCCAUCCUGAAGUUCCGCGACCCGCGGCACGGGCUGCAGGUGGACCUCAACUGCAACAACGUAGUCGGCGUCCGGAACACUACGCUGCUCAACACCUUCUCUCGGAUGGACUGGCGCGUGCGGCCGCUGGUGUCGCUGAGCAAGCUGUGGGCGCGCGCGCACAACAUCAACGACGCGCGCGCGCGCACGCUCAGCUCCUACGCGCUCACGCUCAUGGUCAUACACUUCCUGCAGUGUGGCACAAACCCGGCGAUCCUGCCGCGCGGCACGGAGGCGAGCGAGUGGGGCGAGUGGGGCGAGUGGGCCCACUGGGGCCGGCACAGCAACCGGUCGUCGCUGGCGGAGCUGUUCGUGCAGCUGCUGCGCUACUACGCGGAGUUCCCGUACUCGCGCAUGUGUGUGUCGGUGCGGCUGGGCGCGCGCGUGCCGCUGGCCGAGUGCGCGGGCGAGGCGCAGCAGUGGAAGCUGAUCGCGGUGGAGGAGCCCUUCGACCUCAGCAACACUGCGCGCUCGGUGUACGACCCCGACACCUUCGGCCGCAUCGUGGCCGCCUUCCGCGACUCUCACCGCCGCCUGGCCGCCGGCCUCCGCCUCGCCGACGCCUGGCCCGAGCGAUGACCGCGGCGCCGUCUCAUCGACUCCAUUUUAUUUUCUAGAUUUAUAUUUAUUGCGGCGAUCCGACGAAUCUCGGCUCUCGGGUUUGUCGGCGGGAAAGUUCCGUGGUUCGGUCCGACUCGGCCUUUGACGGCGAUAGAUAUAGCGACCUUGGAUUAUUAAGUGAUUGACGGUGACGACGGUCGUCGAAUAUAUCUACCGCUCUGUAGAAGAGCAAAUUUUUCGCUUUAUACGAUCGGUGUAUAAAGAAGGUAAAAGUGUUGAUUCGGGCUACGGGAACGUGUACGAAGCGCACGAUCGCGUGUUUUUGCAGCUAUUUGAGAAAUUGAACACGUCACAAACCGUAUUCUAAAUCUGUCGCAUCGCUGUAUUGUAUUGCAUGUGUUAUCGCUGCCGUAAUGCAACCAAAAACGCUGAAAUUAAGACUGAGUCAUUUCGCUAGAACUCCACUAAAGAAUUUUCUCGGCUGUCGGGACGCGACGGGUAAUGAAUGAUACAUAACUGGCAGUUUUGAAAAUAAAACACUCACUUUUCGUCUCGAUCGUGUACGUCACAACAAUCAUAAAAUUAGAUUUGCAUUCAUUUGCCAAUCGGUCACACACUCAUAUGAAUCGCUCUUUUAGAUUUUGUUUCCCGAGUUGACAUUUGGGAUGUGUGACAUGCGUCAAAUGAUGUUUUGAUCAAAAUUUGGUCCAGUGUUUUAUUUUCAAAGCGUUAUCAGAAUCGGACUAGUCUGUGGAACAAAGCGUCGCCGGCCGAGGAGCAUUAGAUAUAUCAUGUUAGGUGUGCUAGUCGCGUCGUCUGCGCCCGCUCAAGCGGGCAAGUUCCUAUAGUAUUGCCGCAGACGUAUACCUUUGGCGAUGACAAUAAUGUGAGAAAUCCUAUUGUUGAGUGACUCGCGUUACGAACCGGCCAUCACGCGUCCGUUUUUAAUGUUUAUAUUGUUUAUUUAUAAGUUAUUUAAAUAAUAUGUAUUGUACAUAGUAAGAAUGAAAGUUACCAAAAAAAAAAACAUAAAUAUUGGAAUGUUUUAAGACUUUUAAGGUCCUCUGUUUUAUGUAAAUAGUAUGUUGUGAGAGGGUAAAUGACAAAAAAAUAUUAUAUAUACAGUUAUAUGGUGUAUGUUGUUGGGGUAGGCGUAGGCAGUCGCGAAGGAGUUCCGAUUCGUGUGCUCUGGGUUGGAGCUACGCGCCGUGUCGACUGGAGGGAAAUGUGCCUGGGAUGUGGCGAUGUCGUACCUUGCUAUAGAGGUGAAGCUAUUAGGAAGUUCGAGAAUCGACCAAUCAGCGCAUCGUAUGCAUAUGGAGCGGUGAUUGGUCGAUUUUCACUAUCUAGUUCCGCUUCUAUGUCGAAGGCAACUAACCCUGCGAUCUAUGCUAGAACAUUCACGGGAAUCUAGUAUGAGCUUCUGUGCAUGUCUCUAGCAUAAAUAUUUAAAUUACUCGCUAAAGUUCAUUCCAUUAAGACACAUUUUCUUUGAGUUUCAUGGCGACACGCAGGCCUGAUAUGUUUUCAAAAUACUAAUAUAUAAUAAUAAUAUAAAUAAGUACAUUAAGGUGCUAUUACAGUAAUUUGCUCCAAAUUGCAAGUGCAAUAAAGUCAGUGGUGCUAAAAUAUUAUGUUGCCUUACGAGCGCUUCCUGGCUUGACGGUCGACGGGGCACGGGGCGAUCAAAUGUUAAGCAUAUCUUUUAAAAAAUUAACAGAGAUUGUACAAAUUGUUAUAUGCGCCCCGUGUUGCCCGUCUGUAGACGUAAAAUUUAUAUAUCAAACACUAUUUUAUUCGUUUCGUGGAUGAAGUUAACAGUAUUUUUUCCAUUAAUAUUUUUUUAAACCCAUGAAAUUGUAGUGUUGUCCUGCAUUUUUGUAACCCAAAAGCAGUCUGCCAAAUUCAAGCAUUUAUUAAAAUUCCUUCUGAAAUUAUCUAAAUUUGGCGGAUUUGUAUUCGUUUUGUUUUAUGAAAUUGUAUUCGGUCAAGCGUAAUGAUUUAACAUUAUAUUGCCAUUUCCAUAUCAAAAACGGUGUAAUAGCGAACCUUUAUUAAUCUACCCAUCCCUUUCGUGCAUAAAAAACACACUUAGGGUCAGUCUCCAACGAAGAAGAGAGCUGUGUUUUAACAGCGAAUUUCGUAUCGAGAUUGUAUUGGUUGUUACAUCUGAGCACUGCUGAGAGCGGCGCCUCGCGAGUGUCCGCUUCGCUUCCGAACACACCAGCGCCCGGCGCCGGGCGACGCCUGCCGUUUUUAUAAGCCUAUGUAUAAGUUUUAUAUCAAUUUUACAUAAGAGGCACUUGUCGCGCUGGAAUAUUGAAGUACAAUAAAUAAUUUUAAAAUGUGCUAUAUAAUAAGAAAACUGAUUAUAGUUAUCGAUGCAAAGUGUCUCAAAAACUGUUUAAUUUUUGAAAAAAGUUAUAAAACUCGAAACCAAUACAAAAAAAUAUAUUGAAAAAUCCAAAAAAAAUAUACAAAAAAAUAUUUAAAAAUCACAAAAAAAUACACAAAACAAAAAUAAAAUUCUGAAAAAAUCUUUUUAUUUUGACUUCUUUAAUGUCAGAUUUAUCGCAUGUUUUGACUCGUUUCGGAGCGUACAUCUGCUCUGCGCAUGUUCAUAAGCUAUUCUGCUACACACUGUACUUUCGUUCGCACUUUGGCUAUCGACUGCCAUAGUGUGAUCAUGUACAACGCUGUCGAAAAACUUUUCUCGUCACAUUCGACCAUUUUUUGCAACCUCAUCCUGCCCCCAUAAUGCUUAUGAAAACUUUAGGGGCUAAUUGCUCGUAUUCAUUUCUGUUUGGGACCAAGGGACGAAAGUCGUAAGUCAAUUCUCAGUGUCAGUCUUUAAAAAAUAAUUUACUACCGGUCCGAUAGAAUGUACUGAAAAAAUAUUUAGAGAUCUUUAAAUUCACACAAUGGGUAUUUUAUGACACUGUGAAUUUUACCUGAAUAGAAAUUAUUUCGGGCAAACACAGCAACCAGUCACAAUAAAGCACCUCCUAAUGUAAAACUCAGAAAUAAACUUUAAUUUUCAGUUUAAUUGUAACUACUCAACAGAACGCCUUGAGAACUGGUUUGCUUUUGUUUUGUUAAUUGGUGCUCUUUGGAUUUAUUUUCAAAAUUACUAAAUGAGUUGUUUGAAUUAACAAUAUAACAUAUUCUUAAAUUCAAGAAUUUGUUUCAAUGAAAGGCCUUGUGCGAAGUUUUUUCGAAAUCGAUCAUAUUAGAAGAUUUUAGUUACCCAUUUUUCUUGUGUCAAUCAUCCAUCUUGUAAAUAGAUAAAGAAUAGAAAGAGUACAAAUAAAUCUUCUGAUGUGUUUUAGCUGGCCUCACACAAGUGCCUGGCCACAAAUUUCGAUAUUGCGGUUUGAAAUCGUUAUUUAUAUUUAGUAUAUUAUUUGUUUAUUUUUGACGCAUAAUCACUGCCAGACCAUAAGAACUGGUUUAAUAUUUUUGUCAAAAGAAAAUUUUCAACAACUUCUCAUGUACUUAAUGUUACAAAAUUGCGAUGAAAGUUCAAGUUAAUAAAAUGCAAUUUACAAAACAGUGAACAAUUCGGAUUUUCAUAAAUUAUGCAAAUCAACAAGUGCAACGUUCGUUGUAUAUUUUGUGUAUCAUAAAUCUGUAAAAUAUUUCCCAAUUCUAAAAUUAUUUUCGCUGUCUAUUUUUUUGAUAUACAUUUUUGUCUUGUGUUGCAUUUUAUUUUUUGAACACAAGCAGUCGUCAUUGUUGUACAAAAUAUUGUAAAGAAGAUAUUCUGUAAUAGUUAAAUAUAUACAAACUGCCAAAAUAUUGUUUGAUUUUAAGAUAAAUCAAUAUUUCUCAUAA
Messenger RNA from Plodia interpunctella (Indianmeal moth), 5628 nucleotides. RefSeq names its product poly(A) RNA polymerase gld-2 homolog A-like. Bases 376 to 1812 code for a protein of 478 amino acids. NCBI's taxonomy places the organism in Eukaryota, Metazoa, Arthropoda, Insecta, Lepidoptera, Pyralidae. The record is from RefSeq and is a predicted model, not a curated record. The transcript has 8 exons. Gene Ontology annotation, molecular function: poly(A) RNA polymerase activity.